Messenger RNA from Serendipita indica DSM 11827, 2304 nucleotides. The record is from the annotation of a GenBank genome assembly. NCBI's taxonomy places the organism in Eukaryota, Fungi, Basidiomycota, Agaricomycetes, Sebacinales, Serendipitaceae.
AUGGACAACCCAUGGAACAAUGCAUGGGCAGAGCCAGAAAAGGAGGUUGUUCAAGAAGUCACUCUAGCUCCCAAAAAGGAGUCCUGGAUCACAUCUCCCGUGUCUGGUGACCUAGGUGCAUCCUGGACAACUGGAUGGGGCACCCAAACCGAUACCGCAAGUGCAUGGAGGUCUACAAAUACAACCGAUGAACCCGUAAAAGCACCAUGGGAGACAACAGAUGCAGCCAGGGUCGCCUAUGUGCUCGGCGAGGAGGAACCAGAAGCAUUCGUCGAGGAGACCCCACCUCGGGUCGACGAAGCGGAACCUGAGAAAGAACCAGAGCCUGUAGCCGCGCUCAAGGAGAUUUUGAACGUCCCAUCGCUGACGCCUCCUGACUUUGGCACUGUAGACCUCCCGCCUGCAUCUCCAGAACCAGAGAAAGUCGAAUUUGCUGCACCGUUUGCCACCCCAAAUGAAGAGGUAGAAGACUCCUGGCGGUCUUUGGGCAAUGCGGCCAUUUCUGUCGGCGACGAAGGUGCUUGGGAGGGUGCUUGGAAGCCAGAUGCACAGGAUUUUGAGCGUGAGGCCACUCCAGAACCACAUGUAGACGAGUGGGCCCAAGCGAUGGAGGAAAAGGUGGUACGGGAUGCCAUAAUCCCGUCCGAAGUCAUGGAUAUGAUUCUCGGCCGCUUCAACGAGCUAUCCCGAGUCUUAUGGCCAGAUGAAGACCUCGAAGCUCUACGAGAGGGACCAGCACCAAGAACAGAGUGGCAAGGUGGCCUUGAGAACGUCGAUGGUUUGACGCGUACAAUUAACGACUACUUGCCACCCCCUCCCUCGGCUCCGCCUCUUCACUAUGCGAACACACAAGUUGCGGCGUCCUUUCAAAAUGCCAUGAGAAUGACCAAAUCAUAUGGGAUGCUGCAGAAGAGUCCAAUUGCCCUCCUGAUCAAAUCAUCAGAGAACUGGGAAUCUUCGCGAAUACGCGGCACUGCUGGCAAGCCAUUCUCGCUGAGGGAGUGGACAGGAAUCCACUCAUCGCGGUCUGCCACACCUGCAACGCAGGGGACCAGUACCAUUCUAUUUGAUGCUGGUUCCUCCCACAGGAGAACUGGCAGUUUGAUGGAUAUGAUUGCGCGACCCAGCUUUGACCGUGGACGUUCAGCCACAUCAUCUCCUGCGCCCAGGGGAAGUAUUGAGAGCAUACCCUCCAUCAUUCCAAAUGGCUCUACCACCGUUGCCAGCACCCCGCCAAUUGCGUCUCCCACCAAAUCAGCUUUUGGAACAGAGGCACCGACCCCUACCGCCGCCCCUUCGGCCGUCGCAAGAUUCUUAAAUCGGUUCUCCAGAAAAGCGGACGAAGGACCAAAGCCUCCAGCACAGGUCAACCUGAAGUCGGAGGAACUGGACUACCUCGACAUGAUGCCGACCAUAAAUCAAGGGAGCUUGUCUGCUGAUCAACUUGGAAAGGAUAUCAUGGGCUCGUAUCCAGGAGCACAGGCCUUGUCGGUGGGGGGUCUAUUGGCAGCUUCGUCUUCGAUCACACCGUCUAAGCCCAGUGGGGCGGCGGCAAAGAGCCUGAGCCAACUCACAUCCGAAGACUUUGAUAGUCUCCUGGACGCGCAAAUCCAGCAAGUAGAGGAUGAUGCUCUACGACAGAGCUUGGUGGAUACGGCGCUCAUGCCUGGGAUGCCCUCGGGAAUGUCGAAUAAUGGGAGUUAUUCCCGAAUCAGUGUUCCAUUAUUCGGUUCUAAAAGUUCCACGGUUGGUGCUCAACCAUUGAACGCUGGAAGCAAGCCCUCCAGUAACUCCUUGUUCGAUGAAGAUGACUUUGACGCGUUUCUUUCCUCUCCCUCCAAACCGGCAGUAUCACAGCCCUCGAAAGCUCCGUCUAUUCCCCUACAAAGACCGUCAAAUUUUACAUCGUUACAACCCUCUCAACCUCUUCCUCCUCGCCCCGCCAGCAAAUCCACGGCAACAAGCUCGACAAGAAGCUCUGUUGUGGCUAUCAUGAGUCAAUCGUCACCCUUUGGAAGCAGGCCUGGAACCCCAUCCACACCAACAAUUGCGCCUCUUCUCCCGCCACCACCGGGCAGUCGCCCAAUGUCAGUCACCGCUCAAAAGCAGCCUAUCGAUCUACUCGGUGGCUCGAUGCAGCAGCAGCCGAGCAAACCCGCCGCCUCUGAUUUCGGUGGGUUGCUCGACUUUUCGACGCCCGCCGUCGCACCAGCUGCAAAUCCCAAAUCGACUCGACCGGCAGUUCAGUCGUCCACAUCUGGAGGGCUUUCUGCCCAAGAUCUCUCUUUCUUCGAGGGGCUAUGA